CUGCAGAAUGCUUCCCAACACGGCCGUGAUGUGAUACCUUGCCCAAAGCACUAGCACUGGCGUCUCAGUGGAAGCUCCCUGCCAUGUUGCUUGCGCCUACGUCCCAACCUUGAAGUACGGGCUACCUGCAGGGUACCUGCCUGGCUCAUCUGCAUCUCACCCCUGAGCUGUAUCCGUUGAAGCCGUGUGGUUGUCCGCGACCAUGCAAUGCCGCAGCACAACCUUUCCUGCCCCUGGCAUGAGCUUCGGCUGCAUGUGUCUGAUGCCAUCGACGUGACCCCGGGUCCCAUUCGUUCCUCCUCCUCCAUUCCUCCGAAGUAUCGCAACCAACACUUGUCGAUGACUGGCGCCGUCAUCCACUGCUUUGUCUCCGGUCCCCUGGUCUCCGCGUUGAGUCCCACAUUAACUACUAGUAGCACUGCGUAGACAUCGCCGGUCGCCCGUCACUUCCGCUUCUACAAGCUACGGACCGGCAGCAUCAUGGUAGCGGAAAGCAAGUCGGGCUCGUCCAUGGCUGACGGGCCUCUCUACGUCGAGUCGCAGCAGCUCAAGCCUGCGCGCAGGUUCUCUCCGACCAAAUUUGUGUUUUGCGUCAUCUUCGUGCUCGUCUUCGGCGGCAUACUCAACCGGCCUGCCGUCCACUAUUAUCACGGGGCCUCAAACCACGUUUGCCAGAAGUUCAUGUCGGUCGACCAGAGGGCGCAUAGGAUCCUCAGGAAGAAUCCUCUAAUCGACGGCCAUAUUGACCUCGCAAUCGCGUUUCGCCUCUUCUAUGGCAACCGAAUCGACAAUGCUGAAUUCCUGGAGUCCUUUAGGAACGGGACAACUCCAGGCCAGGUAGACCUGUAUCGUCUGAGGAAAGGCCAGGCCGGCGGUGCCUUCUGGAGCGUCUUCGCGCCUUGCCCCGAGGACGCCUUAUCAGAAGAUCAACUUGGUCCGAUUGUUCAGUACACUCUCGACCAAAUUGACGUCACGGCCAGAGCUCUCGGGUCCUUCCCGAAUGACUUUGCUCAGAAGCCAAACAGCGCCAGCGCGCUUCGUGCUUUCAGACAGGGCAAGAUAAUCUCUCCCACGGGUGUUGAAGGACUGCAUCAGAUUGGAAACUCUGCUGCCAAUUUGAGGCUGUUCCAUGAUCUUGGCGUUAGAUACGCCACCCUCACGCACAACUGCCACAACAAGUAUGCGGAUGCAGCCGUUGUCGAACACCCCUUCGGCAAAUCCAAGCCACACUGGGGAGGUGUCAGCGCUGACGGGCGCAAAAUGGUCUACGAGAUGAAUCGCAUUGGCAUGAUUGUAGACCUUUCACAUGUUAGCGACGAUACUAUGAUUGACGUCCUUGGAGGCAAAGACGACUGGGAAGGGUCCAAGGCACCAGUCAUCUUCUCUCACAGCUCUGCCUGGAGCAUCUGCCCCCAUCCCCGCAACGUCAAGGACCACGUUCUCGACCUCGUCAAGAAGCGAAACUCUCUCGUCAUGGUCAACAUCUACCCCGGCUUCAUCUCGUGCAAAGACGUUGGCAAUCAGAAUGGGCUCCCAGAGACCGACCAUGAGCACGCGAACCUCGACCAGAUUGUGAAGCACAUAUUGCACAUUGGUGACCGCAUUGGCUACGACCAUGUCGGUAUUGGUACCGACUUUGACGGUAUCGAGGAGUUGCCUGAGGGCUUCCGCGACGUGUCCAACUACCCUGACCUGGUGGCUGCCCUCUUGAAGGCCGGAGUAAGUGAUGCCGACGCAGCCAAGAUCGUUGGUCGCAAUCUUCUCCGUGUCUGGAGAGAAGUCGACACCGUAUCAGCCAGGAUGAAAGCAAAAGGCGCGCCCGUUCUCGAGGACAACGUCAAAGUCUAGGAGUUAUCCUGAACUGGAACUUUGCGAGGCUGGGAAGCCUUAUCAAACAUUGGAUAUCUAUUUCCGCCCGUACUCGUACAUUGGUGCCUCACAUACAUCCCUAGGACAAUAGCUAGCAUUGCGGCACCCUGCCAUUGUCCAGACUUGCGUUUCCUUAUUUCAUCGCCAUCGACUCAAUUUGCAAGGCUAUCGCUUCAAGCCAAAUAGGAUAGAGCGCGCAAGUUGAAAGGAGAAUACGAAUUGCACUUCGCAGCUUCGCGCGUUGUUCAAUUCCGCCGGAGAAUACGGUUGAGCUUGUUGGCCGUCGCCGUCUGGUUCCUUGUCCGCUGUCCGCGCACCGGCAAUCCCAUGGCAUGCCGCCUGCCGCGAUACGACCCAAUAUCCUUCAGCCUGCGAAUGUUCUCUUGCACCACCCUUCGCGCGUCCGUCUCAAUGGUCAUCUGGGACAGCUCGGCCGUCAGGGAGGUGACGGUUCUCGGUGCCAGUGAGCCCAUCUUGGCGAGUUUGUGUAUCGAGUAUUUGGCCAUAAUGCGUGCCGAAGUGGUCGGGCCGAGGGCGUAAAAGGAUUCGAGGGCUUUCUAUAGUCGAAGAAUCUGGUUAGAUGCUGUGAUGUCUGGGAAUCGUCCGUUCGAGUCUGUCUACCUUGACAAGCUUGCCCUCACCAAAAUUGACUCCUAAUAUGAACACCUGUGAUGCACGCGUCAGCAGAUAGCCAAUAGUCUCUAUGAGUGAAGCA
Purpureocillium takamizusanense is the source of this 2584-nucleotide messenger RNA. RefSeq names its product Membrane dipeptidase. Lineage: Eukaryota; Fungi; Ascomycota; Sordariomycetes; Hypocreales; Ophiocordycipitaceae. The record is from RefSeq and is a predicted model, not a curated record. The transcript has 4 exons. The coding region runs from base 481 to 1848 and encodes 455 amino acids. Gene Ontology annotation, biological process: proteolysis. Gene Ontology annotation, molecular function: metallodipeptidase activity.